UCAUCUGUGUGGAUUGAAAAAUAAAGUUGAAUUAUUAAUUUGGGAGAGAAGAGAUUUAAAGAAGAGAAAUUGAGAUGACAUGUCGGCUCUGCUGGCAACUCGAUCAAGCUAACGACGCCAACGAUUUGACAUUGUGUGUCACCGAUAGGAUCUUGUCCGCUUGAUCGAUUGGGGAGGAGGGAACUUGAUUCAGCCGGUGGGGUAGAAAAAAAAGAAGAAGAAAAAUGGGGAACUCAAAAAAAGAGACGGUCGAAUCGCGUCUUUUGGCCUUUGCUCUUAACGCCAAGUUGAACACGAAGAACGGGUUCCACUACUCCGGAUGAGACGCUUCGAUGGGAUUCAAUUAAAAAUCUAUCAAUAGAGCAGCCAAGGAACUAUACAGAAAAGUGUAUAAGACGCUUGAAAAUGGUGCGACGACCGGACUGUGAAAUGAUUUGCUUGCGAUGGAGGAAUAGUUGGAAGGGGGGGGAGAUCUCUUUCUUUUGCUGAUCUAAGCUCCUUCUCCUGGGCAUGCUCUUCUCUCUUUUGUCGCUCUUUAUCUCUCUGGCCGAGCGUGAACUCACUCCCCCUCUUCUUCUGCCCCCUUAAAAAAAAAGAAAAUUCGUUAAAAAAUACGGGAAGAGAAAAAGUCUUUUCCGUCUGCUGGAAAAUCCGUCGAAAAUGAGCACAAUAACAAAAGAAGAAGAAGAAAAAACUUAUUAUUCUUCUUCUGCUCAUCGCUGUACCUCCUCCCUUUUUUUCUAUUAUAACCAACUUUUUUUGCGCGUGAGACACACUACGGUUGUCGGAGGAGUGAAAACAAAUCCGCUAGAGGUCUCGGUCCCUUCAUCCGUAUCCGGCUACUUUUCUAACUACCACGAUUACUACUAUAGUGCUACUACAUACUGUCCAGGGCCAAGAGGAAAGGGGGGGGGGAUCUUUUCUUCUUUCAUGCCAGGAUAGCCACAAUAGAAAUUUUUCCUUCUGGGUGACAUGGAAAGAAGGGAGAAACAAAAUAAAAGAGAGAAGCCUUUGGUGUGUGUGAGCUCUCCCCUGUACAGUAAUUUAACACUGGACCCUGGGCUCGGAUGUCUCUUGACGGUUUCCCUUCUUUAUCUUGAUUCCCCCCUCUUUUUUUUUUUUCUUUUCUCUCUCCAGUCUUCUUUAUGUUCCAGCACAUUUUGACGCUUUUGAACGUGAACAUACACACAUAGACGAGCAUCUGUUUAAAGGGAGGUUAUCUGAUAAAUAAUUCCAGUCUCGUCUCUCUAUAACUCUCCCUGGGCUCUUCUUUCCUUUUUUUGACUAGUCUAUUUUUUGUUGUUUUUUAAAAGAAAUAAAAAUGGUGGGACCCUCAGGUAUAUGUCGUCCUUGCCCAAUGGAAUGAUGCUGGCCAACUUUUGCACGACAUAAUUUAAAAUACGAAACUGGUCUUCUGCCCUUGGAAGAAUUUCAGAUGACCCUCGAAAUCGAUAAGGAUUCUUUGGCUUUUGUGUCCCACAAAGUUAGUUUUCCAGGGGGCUUAUUAUUAUUUUUACUUCUAAAUUAUACUACUCUAGUUGCGUAGUUUCGCCGAAGAAUUGCUAAUGCUGUUUUGAUUAAAGCUUUUGUUAUUUUCAAUGUCUUAAUGCCUUUCUUCGUGAUUGGAAUAAUCAAUGCGAAACUGGAAGGGGGGGGGAGAAUUGUGUGUGUGUCUACACUGGAUCAAGGUCGAUGUGUGUGUACAACUACGAGCUACGACUAUUGUUUUGCCUUAUACAGGGCGGCGGCGGCUGCGUCGUCGUCGCCGUCGCUCCCUUUUUUGUUAUCUAAAUGCUCAAUUCGAUUUGGUCUCAUUUGUCUGUUGUGUCGUCUUAUAGUUACUGUCGCCGACGGAACAAUAGAAAAAAGAAUAGACAAAAAUUCCUCUUUUUCGAAAAUUACGCCUAGGACUCACGCUUUUCAUCACGACUCACGAUCGUUAACCUGUGGUCUGGUAGCAGUUGGGGUGGGUGUUUCUUUUUAUGACACGGUCCGGCAAUCACGUCGGGGCCCCCCUUCUAACUCCUGUAAUCAUCGUUCAACCUAACCUUCUUGUUUCUUUCCCCCUUUCUUGGCUUUACAACCGCGAAUACCGAGAACUAAAAAAUAAAAAAAAAAAGAUAAUCAAAGCAAAUGGGAGGAGAUGGAUGGACGGGGACUGAACCAUUUUUUGACAUUCACGAAACCCACCGAUCUUUUUGGCUGAAUUAUGCAGCUGAGUAAUUCUAUUAUAGGCGAAGGGAGUGAGGUGUUUUAUAUUAUUAAUACCUUGGGAUUGAGUUCGUCGAUGCUCUUCUCCCACGGUGGAAUCUUGCUGUGGUGAUCGAGCCUGAAAUAAAAAAAGAAUAAAUUGGCUUCCAUUAAAAGAUUGAAAGUUCAAUUUUUGACGAGAUCCAGAAAAACUCAAUCCCCCCCACCACAAAAAAUCGUUGGGGGCCAUCUGUGUACCGCUGCACUCGUUCCCAUCUGCUUCAUUAUGUUAAUAGAAAAUAUUAAAAAUAGCUUAUUUAAAGAGGUUCUUCUCUUGAGCUCCCCCCCUCCUGGACACAUGUGAGGCUUCUUCGUCGACUGCUGGGGUAGGAGAAAUAUAUUUCUUUUUUUUUCAUUUCUGAUCCCGUGUUAACCGGAUCAUUUCAAACUCGGCUGCCGGACACGGGAAACCUUAGACUCGACUCUAACGAGCUUCCGUCCGUUCGGCCCCGUCCAUCGUCAGCAUUCCCAAGUGAUACAUUCUUAAAUCAAUUGCACUAAAGGUAGGAAGGGAAUCCCUUGUAAGGCAAGCACAGGUUCCCCCCUCUCUUUUCUAUCCUGAAUCCCCUUUUUUGUGUAUCAUUUCGAGAGUCCCCCAGGUGGGCCGUUCCGGCCUUUUCCAGUUAGUCGCCAGUGGUCCACCAUCGGAAAUUGACGUGCUUUCUCUUUACUUGUCAUUAACCUGCAUUUUGUUGUUUGUUUGUGUGCUGUGUUAACUUGUUUCGAAGAGGAGAAAAGGCUCGACCUAACGAACGGGGAUGGAUAGCAAUAGCAACGGUUCUGCCGGCCGCGGAAUGAAAACGGAUGUCGGAAUGAGCGGACUGGCCUUGGAUCAGAGCAGCUCUUCCGGUCGCUCGACUCCGACCGACCUGCCGCACAACAAGCUCUUUGUGGGCGGUCUCAGCUGGCAAACGUCGGCCGACAAGCUGCGCGAGUACUUUGGCCAGUACGGCACCAUUAUCGACGUUCAGGUCCUCAAGGAUCCUCUCACUCAGAGAAGCCGAGGCUUUGGCUUCAUCACCUUCGCCGAAGCGAGCAGCGUGGAUCGCGUGCUGGCCGUCCCUGCGCACACGCUCGACGGCAAGAAGAUCGACCCGAAACACGCGACGCCCAAGAACAAAGGCAAAGCGACGCCUUCAUCCAAGACGAAGAAGGUCUUCGUCGGUGGCGUCAGUCAGGACACGUCGGCCGACGAAGUCAAGGCCUAUUUCAAUCAAUUUGGACGCGUCGAGGAGGCCGUCAUGCUGAUGGACCAGCAGACGAAACGUCACCGCGGAUUCGGAUUCGUCACAUUCGAGAGCGAGGACGUCGUUGAUCGCAUCUGCGAGAUUCACUACCACACCAUCAAGAACAAGAAGGUGGAAUGCAAGAAAGCCCAGCCCAAGGAGGCCAUUCUGGCCUCGACCACAACGGCCCUCCUGGCUGCCAAACGUAGCGUGCUUCUCAAUGGUCUCGGCGUGGCUGGAUUGGCUCCGGGAGUGGCUCACGUUCAACAAUCGGCUGCCGGACAGGGAGCCGCCCAGCAGUUUUUGGCCGCUCAAGCGGCUCAAGUCCAGGCUGCCGUUGCGGCCCAUCAACAGCAGGCCGCUCAGGCUCAGUCGGCCGCUGCUGCCGCUGGCUACGGAAAACUCUUGGCCAGCUAUCCGGCAUUAGCCAGCUACCGCUACAGUCCUUAUUCACUACCCGGCGCUGCCCAGGGUAACGCCCAGGCUGCAGCUGCAGCAGCAGCCGCAGCCGCCGCGGCUGCCGCUUCUUCCGGUCACCAUCAUCACCACCACGCCAUGUCGACCGCUUCUCCAGCCGCACAACAGGCGGCCGCCUACCAAGGAUACAGCCUGGCCAACGUGGACAUGUCCAGUUUUCAGGGAGUCGACUGGAGCCAAAUCUACGGAAUGGGAAUGUACGUCUAGCUGCCCCCCUUCACUUGACGGCGCAAGAAGUUUAAAAAAAAGAAAAAAAUUGUGUGGAAAUCGACGACCUUUUUUCUCUCUCCCUUUCUUGUUCUUUUCCUCUUUCUUACCUUUAUCAAAUUUUUUCAUUUUUCUCAUUUUCUUGUCGAAACCAACGAGCUUCCAGCACCACACCCACAUAAAAAAAAAACCUACAACGACAUUGUUUGUUGUAACUUGUUCAAUUGUGGAGGGAAAAACGAGGAGAGACGAGUGAAGUAAUAAGUUGAAAAAGAAAAUAUCACUUGAGCUCCUCAAAAUUGUUUGCGUGUCGGUGUUUAUUAUGAUACCCUCCUCUCUCCCCCCCCCCUCUAUAUAUCUUAAGAAAACUCUUUGUCCUUUCACUUAUUACUUAAUAUCACGUGUCAUAUUGGAGCCGAAUCGUCAAUGGAGCCAGAAAAGAAAGAAGGAGAGUAAUACUAAUAAUGAAAUAAUCAGAAAUCAUUCAACGAGCAAUAUGCGUUUUUAACUUCUAUCGUCUAUGCAGAGCGAGCCAGAUGUUUUUGUCCGUGUUUUGUUUGUUUGUAUGUUUCUCUUCUUUGGAACAUUUUUUUUUGUUUUCUCGACCCUCAAGAAAAAGAGGAGUAACGUACCGCGCGACCGAUUUGAAAUUUGAAAUUGAAAAAAUUUAAUUCUUGAAAAAAAAAAUGUGUUUGAAAUGAAAUGAUCCGUCGCUCCUCUUUUUGUUACACAUGUUGGAUCUCAGCCUCCCAUUAUAAAUUUUUUUUUGUUUCUUGAUCGUCACAUCCCCCCGAGUCCCACCUUUCUCUAAUUCUUGCCAAUUGGACAAUUCAGUUCUUGCCUGCUCCUGAAAAAAUCGAGUAUAAUUGAUCCUUUUUGAAAUUUUAGGAUCGUUGUCCCCUGAUUCCCCAUCCCAAACAAAAACAAUUGAUUUAGUCGUGUGUUAUAUAUACGUAUGUUCAUCUCUGGCCCUUUCAAGCAGCUCUUCAUUUAUUUUUUUUUGGGUUACGUCAAUUCACUUUAUUGUGUGUGUGUGUGCCUCGACUACCUCCUUUCUUUUUUGUUGCCAUCUUCGCCAUGAAUUUUGUGUUUGCCCACUUGAUCACGCCCUCGCCCACCCACGACUCCACCUCAUUUUCAAGAUGAUUCUCUAUGCAGGAACAAAAAGAAAAAAAACAUAAUGAAAAGGACUGGAAACAUCCUUUCUCUUCUCGAUUGUCAUUUCAGUUUAUUUUGCCGUGUGUGUGUGUGUGCGUGUGCUGAUUUAUUAUUCAAUCUUUUGAAUUCACGAAGAGAAGAGCUCCUGCCGCCACCACCUCCUCCUCCGACCCAUCAUUUCUUCACAUCACACAACAGUUAAAUCCUCUUCUGAAAAAUUUCGGGUCCCCGGAACGUGCCAAAAUAACAAAAAACAGUCCCCCUAUCCCCCCUCUACUCUUCGCACGACGACAUGAUGAAGAAAGAAGACUACUACAGAGAUAAAUCCAUUCCUGAUUUUUCUUUUAAUUAUUAUUGAUAAUUUAAGUUAUUCAUGUGUUUUUUUGUGGGUGGGUGUCUUACCUAAGAAAGAAAACUAAUUUUAUUUUUUAUUAUUUUUUUUUCUGGCGUGAGAAGAUAAAAAAGCAGCAACACACACCCCCCGAAAGUUUUUGAUUUCAUUUUGUCAUAUCGAUAGCAAUAAUCGCUGUCUUACCAAGUCAAUGGAAAAAUUGUUGGAAACGAUUGAAAACGUUGGCCGAGUAUAAACAAACAAACAAAAAAUAACAACUUCUUUUCGUUUUUUGAAUUUUCUUUUAGAAAUCAUUGGUUGGAUACGCCCAAGCCCCUUUUGCAACUGAUUGUUUUUUUUUUCAUUUCAUUCAAAUUUCUUGAUUUGAUUACCAGUUUAUUUUUUUUUUAUUUGUCCAUUUGGAUUGGAACACUGAAUUUUUCUACUAGGCUUGCUGAUCUAACGUUGGAAGUAGAAAUAUGAAAUGGAAAACAAACACUUGCAAAGGAACGAAUAAUUAAUCGUGUCUGCGAGACAAAAGGAAAACAACACGUCAUUUGAUAAUGAAAAAUUUCUAUUAUCCUCCCAAAAAAAUAUUUGUUUUUCUCAAAAUCUUUCUCUAUCCCGAGGGAAGAAAAAAAUCACUCCGCCAUCAUCAUCAAAAUGGUUUUCGGCAAAAAGAUUUUUUUUAAUAAGAAUAUUUCCUCUUCUCUAUCUAUCCUUAAACUAUUAACCCCCCCGAAAAAACCAUCGUCUCCCACAAGCCGCGGUAUAUACUCUGGAGAGAUAAAGAACCUUGUGUGCUUCACUGCAGUAUUCUAUAUUUCACGUCGGGAACCCCAUGGACUUUAGCUUCUUCUUCUUCUUUAUUUCCCCCCUAGUUUUCGGUGGUUCCUUCCUCAUUCAGCAGGGCCAAACACACUUGGGAAUUUUGAUUCUUUUUCACCUUUUUCCUUUUAUUGUAUUUUUUUCUUUUGGCCCUCUUUCCCCACUAUGAAAGAGCGUGUUUGCCUUCUAUUUCCACCGAUCCCCUGGCCACCCUACAGUCCCGACAUAUGCAGUACUAGUACAUGUAGUUUAGUAGUCUCUUUCUGUUAGACAUUUUCCCUAUUGUGAUGAACAACGCACCACUGUAGUCUACUUGUGUGUGUCUGUAAAUUUGUCUCUUCACGAAAUCUAGUUCUUUUUUUCGUUUUAUGGGUUUUCCUCUUGUAGUGUCACGAUCAAUUGAAUUUAUCAGUAGAGUGGUAUACAUCUCGUGUAACCCGAUGCAUCUCUCUCACAUAAUGAAAGAAUCUCUAGACUUGUCUCUCUAGUAUAAUAUUUCUUUUCCCUAUUUUUUCUUAACGUUCUUGAUUGAUCCAGUAUCUUUUCUCUUGAUUUCUUUCGUGUGUAUGUUUGUGUGUGUGUCUGUGUGUGUGGUGUAGUAGUAGUAGACAUAGCCCUAUACAGCAUAGUAGUGUAGUGUCGGUGUAUAUUCUUCUCGGUCACGCAACACGCCCUUCCUUGUCCCCAUGUUUCUUUUCUCUAUUUUUAUUUUUUACACUGUCGUUGUUUAGUGUAGUCACGCCCGCGAAAUCUUUUGAGCUACUCGACUUGAACCGCAUAACAAGAACAACAUCUUCUAUAUAUUCGGUCGUCGAAUGAAUUUCGAAAAACAACGAUAACAAAUAAACCAAAACACACUGAA
Messenger RNA from Daphnia pulex (common water flea), 7339 nucleotides. Its product is annotated as RNA-binding protein Musashi homolog 2-like. Gene Ontology annotation, cellular component: cytoplasm. Lineage: Eukaryota; Metazoa; Arthropoda; Branchiopoda; Diplostraca; Daphniidae. Gene Ontology annotation, molecular function: RNA binding. Bases 3009 to 4160 code for a protein of 383 amino acids. The record is from RefSeq and is a predicted model, not a curated record. The transcript has 3 exons.